Orbilia oligospora ATCC 24927 is the source of this 546-nucleotide messenger RNA. RefSeq lists its product as uncharacterized. Bases 1 to 546 code for a protein of 181 amino acids. The transcript has 3 exons. NCBI's taxonomy places the organism in Eukaryota, Fungi, Ascomycota, Orbiliomycetes, Orbiliales, Orbiliaceae. Gene Ontology annotation, molecular function: RNA binding. The record is from RefSeq and is a predicted model, not a curated record. Gene Ontology annotation, biological process: ribosome assembly; ribosomal large subunit biogenesis. Gene Ontology annotation, cellular component: preribosome, large subunit precursor; nucleolus; nucleus.
AUGCGUCCUCUCACCGAUGAAGAGACCAAAAAGGUCUUCGAGAAGUUAGCCAACUACAUCGGCCGCAACAUAACCCACCUCAUCGACCGCCCUUCAGACCCCCACACCUUCCGUCUGCAAAAAGACCGCGUCUACUACGUCAGAACCUCAAUCGCCAACCUUGCAACUUCAAUCUCCCGUGCCUCCCUCCUUUCAAUGGGCACCUGUCUCGGUAAAUUCUCAAAAACAGGGAAAUUUAAAUUACACAUCACAGCCCUGGACAUGAUCGCUCCUCAUGCUAGAUAUAAGAUCUGGGUUAAACCUAACGGUGAAAUGCCGUUCGUGUAUGGAAACAAUGUGCUAAAGGCUCAUGUUGGAAGGAUGGGUGACGAUGUGGUGGAACACCAGGGCUGUGUGGUUUAUUCCAUGAGUGAUAUUCCUUUGGGGUUUGGAGUCACCGCCAAGUCGACGGCGGAGGUGAGGAGGCAAGAUCCUACGGGUAUUUCGGCAUUCAGACAAUCUGAUGUGGGAGAGUAUUUGAGAGAGGAAGAUACUUUGUUCUCUUAA